CUACAUGACCAAUAAAGGGCGCUAUUGCUCGAUAAUCGUUCUCUUUCCCAACAUUGCCCUUCAAUAAAAAGGCAAAAUGGGUCGACGACCAGCCCGUUGCUAUCGGUACUGUAAAAACAAGCCAUACCCCAAGUCGCGUUUCUGCAGGGGUGUCCCAGAUCCCAAAAUUCGUAUUUUUGAUUUGGGUCGCAAGAAGGCACUGGUUGAUGAAUUCCCACUGUGCAUCCACAUGGUGUCAGAUGAGUUUGAGCAGCUGUCCUCUGAGGCCCUUGAAGCUGGUCGCAUCUGUGCCAACAAGUACAUGGUGAAACACUGCGGAAAAGACUCCUUCCACAUCAGGAUACGUCUCCACCCAUUCCACAUCGUUCGCAUCAACAAAAUGUUGUCGUGUGCUGGAGCUGAUAGGCUCCAAACUGGAAUGAGAGGUGCCUUUGGCAAGCCUCAAGGAACUGUUGCACGGGUCCGAAUUGGUCAGACGAUCAUGUCCAUCAGGAUCAAGGAAGGUAUUCGAGCACAUGCCCUAGAAGCCUUCAGGAGAGCCAAGUUCAAGUUCCCUGGACGCCAGAAGAUCUACAUUUCCAAAAGAUGGGGUUUCACCAAAUGGGACCGCCCUGAUUACGAAAAAAUGAGAGCAAGUGGUCACCUUAUACCAGAUGGUGUCAGUGUACAAUACUUUCCAGAUCACGGACCUCUAGCUAAAUGGAAGGCCAGAGUUCUUAAGGGUGCAUAAGCAACCACGUCAAAGCCAGGAUUUGAAAAGAACAUGUGUGAAAAUGGUUAAUUAAAGUCAAAAUAAAUAUACCACAGUAUCGAGAAAAUUUAA
Anneissia japonica is the source of this 823-nucleotide messenger RNA. RefSeq names its product 60S ribosomal protein L10-like. The transcript has 6 exons. Gene Ontology annotation, cellular component: ribosome; cytosolic large ribosomal subunit. The record is from RefSeq and is a predicted model, not a curated record. Gene Ontology annotation, biological process: translation; ribosomal large subunit assembly. Gene Ontology annotation, molecular function: structural constituent of ribosome. The coding region runs from base 77 to 730 and encodes 217 amino acids. Lineage: Eukaryota; Metazoa; Echinodermata; Crinoidea; Comatulida; Comatulidae.